This is a messenger RNA of Daucus carota subsp. sativus, 2224 nucleotides long. Its product is annotated as protein BONZAI 1. Gene Ontology annotation, cellular component: plasma membrane. The record is from RefSeq and is a predicted model, not a curated record. The transcript is spliced from 16 exons. Gene Ontology annotation, molecular function: calcium-dependent phospholipid binding. Lineage: Eukaryota; Viridiplantae; Streptophyta; Magnoliopsida; Apiales; Apiaceae. The coding region runs from base 138 to 1853 and encodes 571 amino acids. Gene Ontology annotation, biological process: cellular response to calcium ion.
AUCUCUCUGAAUUGAAUAUAAUAUUAUAAAUAGAAGACGACAGACUACUACUAAUAAUAUACUACUCCAUCUCUCUGUCUCGCUGUGUUGUAUAUAUAGCAAGACAAAACAGCAGAGAUUUCCGGCAACAAAAAGGCAUGGGAAACUGCUUCUCCCAAGCUCACCGUGGCCGCCCAGCCAUCGGUGGCAACUCAGCCGCUCACUCUACUCACGCCGCUGGCCCUAGCCACUCCCUCACUUCAUACCGUGGCUUCGUCUCGCAGAUCGAGUUAUCGUUAUCUGCUUCAGACCUGUGUGACUAUGGCGUGCUCCCGAAGAGUAAUCCUGUUGCAGUUAUUAAUGUAAGGAGUAGUGACGGCACACUUCAAGAGCUUGGCCGAACAGAAGUAGUACCUAAAUCAUUUAAUCCUAAGUGGACCACAAAGCACAUUAUUACCUAUUAUUUUGAGGUGGUUCAGACUUUGGUGUUCCAUCUGUAUAAUGUGGACGAACAGUUUCAGAAUCUGGAAGUAAAGAUGCUUAAACUGGAUGAAUUGCAAUUUCUUGGCGAGGCUACAUGUGUCUUGUCUGAGAUAAUCUCCAAAUCAAACAGGUCAAUAACCAUAGAUCUAGUAGAUUCUAUCAGAACAAGCCAUCACGGAAAGUCUGGUCACCUCACUAUCUCUGCCGAAGAAUGUGCCGACUCAAAGAUUACUACAGAGUUGGUAUUGAGGUGUCUGGAUUUGGAAUGUGAAGAUCUUUUUGGAAGAACUGAUCCUUUUUUGGUGAUCUCAAAAUGUUUGGAUAAUGGAAUUCUACUCCCUAUAUGUAGAACCGAAGUUUUAAACAAUGAUCAAAGCCCAGUCUGGGAACCUGUAUCUCUGAACAUUCAACAAGUUGGAAGCAAGGAAACUUCUCUACUUAUAGAAUGCUUCAACGAUAAUAGCAAUGGGAGGCAUGACUUGAUUGGAAAAGCCGAGAAAUCGAUAGCCGACAUUGAGAACCUGCAUCGUGCUAGGAAAGGGGUGCAACUAUACUUGCCUAACAAUGCUGGCAACAAUCAUCAAGAAAAGGUUUUAAAAAGCCAGUUAUACGUAGAUAGGAUCUCUGAAACUGUGCAACCUACUUUCUUGGAUUAUAUGACUGGUGGCUGGGAACUGAACUUCAUGGUAGCCAUUGACUUCACAGCCUCAAAUGGAAAUCCACGGCUUCCAGAUUCCCUGCAUUACAUCGAUCCAUCUGGAAGACAUAAUGCAUACCAGAAAACAAUUUCAGAUGUUGGAGAGGUAUUGCAGUUUUAUGACUCAGCGAAGCGGUUUCCUGCUUGGGGAUUUGGAGCAAGGCCAAUUGAUGGCCCUGUUUCUCAUUGCUUUAACUUAAAUGGAAGCAGUAAUUACUGUGAGGUUGAAGGAAUUCAAGGAAUUCUGAAGGCAUAUACAAGUGCACUUUAUAACGUUUCACUUGCAGGACCGACCCUAUUUGGACCAGUUAUUACUGCUGCCUCGUUGAUAGCUAGUCAGUCUCUUGGGAAUAACCAUCACAAGUAUUAUGUUUUACUAAUUGUUACGGACGGUGUUAUAACAGAUCUCCAAGAAACAAAAGAUGUCCUUGUGAAGGCAUCUGAUCUUCCUUUGUCAAUUCUUAUAGUUGGUGUUGGGGGAGCCGAUUUUAAGGAAAUGGAGAUUUUUGAUGCAGAUAAAAGCGGUAGAGUUGAAAGUACAACUGGGCUAGUAGCUUCGCGUGAUAUGGUGCAUUUUGUUCCAUUCAGGGAUGUACGGAGUGGAGAACUCUCUCCUGUUCAAUCGCUUCUAGCUGAUUUACCAUCCCAAUUCUUGACUUACACACGAACAAAAAGUAUUUACCCAUACCCCUAAGCAUAUGGUAAAUUGCUGGCAUUGAGUUCCCAUUCAUCUUGGUCGUGUGUUGCCAACAUAAUCCAUGCCUUUGCUAUAACAUACAAGUCACAAGUUACUUCACCAAAAUUUUGUCGGAAGGAAUGAACAAGAACUGCGAAGCCCACACAUGGUUUAGAAAUUUCGAGGGUAUUUGAUGAUCACCACAAAGCGAGCAGUGCUUCUUGGCUACUUUUUCAACAUAAACUUUUCAGAGUUUUUAUAUUCACGACACCUGUAUCCAAGUUGUCCUCUGCAAUCCUUUCAUUACCUUUGUACACUUCUGCAAUUUUUUCAUGUAAUCUUCAUUCAUUGAUAUGGUUUCUAAAUUUAAUUGAUAGUACAUUAUUUAA